UAGGACAUGCCGCGGUUUGUGACUCUCUCGGAUCGGUUUGCCGCCAAGGGUGGGGCCGGCAAGGGCCAGGGCAAGGGCAAGGCUGUGAGCAACAAGGGCAAGGCCGGCAAGGGCCAGGGCAAGGCCUCCAACAAGGGUAAGAACCAGGGCCAGGGCAAGGGCCAGGGCAAGGGCCAGGGCAAGGGCCAGGGCAAGGGCAAGGGCAAGGCGUCCAACAAGGGCAAGGCCGUUGGCAACAAGGCAGCCGGUAGCAAGGUCAAGGGCAAGACGGGCAAUGGCGCGCAGGCUGUGGUCGGCAAGCGGAAGAAGGUGCCGACCAAGGGCGCAAAGACGGCGGCCAACAAGCGGGCAAAGGGCAACAAGACGAAGGACGUCUCCCAGGUGGCCAAGCCCAAGACCCAGGCCGAGCUGGAUGCAGAGCUGGCUAGCUACAUGCUGAAAGACGAGAAGCGGGCCGCGAACUACCUCGAUGCCGAGCUCGAAGAGUAUCAGGCCCAGCGGAAGAAGGCUGCCGCUGCCGCCGCCGCCGAGGCGACCGCAAACAACGACGAUGUUGCCGUCGACGACGUGCUCGAUGAGUAGCAACAACAACCCCCCCCACACACACACAAACACACAUCGA
Molecule: messenger RNA, 622 nt
Organism: Thecamonas trahens ATCC 50062
Lineage: Eukaryota; Apusomonadida; Apusomonadidae
Exons: 2
Coding region: 7-582 (191 amino acids)
Source: RefSeq, a predicted model, not a curated record